GAUGCGGAUCUGGCCGAUGAAGAAUGUCAAAUUGCAAGCAGACACGACGCUAAGACCCUUUGUGCAUGGACUAGGCAGGGGCUGCCAUUUCCUAUUGGUGCGAAUUUGGGCGGUGAAAAGUCUGGGGCAGGCAAGGGCAAGGCCACCAAAUUUGGAAACCGAGUUUUUCUUGUUUUGGGAAUUGAUGGUCGCCCGACUCGAGAGGGUUUGAGACAGCUUGAGCUGAAGCUGACGGCUCAACGGUGCUGCAGAAUAUCCGGGGAAGAACUGAAAAAAUGGAUAUGUAGAGGUACACAGUAGUAUAUACUUGUGUAAAGUGCAAGAAGAAUUGGAGCUUGAAGAGGAAAACGAAAGAAGUGGAAAGGAAUGCUUCUAUGGAAGAAAGUGGAAGGUACAAAGACCCAGCAAGAACCGCUCACCGCGCCAUGGCUCGUUUGCUGGCAAUCCUCCAGGAAAAAAAAAAAGCCAAACCGACUUUCAAAAAGGCCGAUCUGCAGAACCCCUAUCAGAUUAGGCGCAAAGAGGAUGAGCAGGAACCCAAGGAAAAGUCUGGCCACCCCAUUGGUUCCCCGCCAGUUGUCAACCCUUCACCUCUGCUUUCAUUCCUCAAUCCUCACCGCAGUGUCAAGUCCCUCCGUCUACACCACUACCGGUGAACCACCCAUCAGACCAACAGACCCAAAAUCACAAGCAUUUCGUUUCCCCCUUCGUCUCCUAUUGGUGUCUUCGUCUCCCUUUUUUUGUUUUCGCCAUUGGUCGCCUCCCCAGUCGAACUUCAAACCGCUCACCCCUCUCCUCGUUCCAGCCCGUCCUCUCCCGAAUCUGGAUCCUCCUGCCCGAACCCGCUCGUUUCGCUUUCGCUGGUGACGGUUGGUCAGUGUCAAAGAUAAACCGCGCUAAGCAUUUUCGCCUUGUGGAUACCGUCUCCCAAACUGUCCCUGGGCCUGGGGGGGGCCCCUGAGGAGCCACCUAUGUUACCCCCCCCCCCCCCCCCC
Molecule: messenger RNA, 995 nt
Organism: Neurospora hispaniola
Lineage: Eukaryota; Fungi; Ascomycota; Sordariomycetes; Sordariales; Sordariaceae
Exons: 1
Coding region: 367-867 (166 amino acids)
Source: RefSeq, a predicted model, not a curated record